Molecule: messenger RNA, 898 nt
Organism: Zea mays
Lineage: Eukaryota; Viridiplantae; Streptophyta; Magnoliopsida; Poales; Poaceae
Product: protease Do-like 9
Exons: 4
Coding region: 20-898 (292 amino acids)
Molecular function (GO): serine-type endopeptidase activity
Source: RefSeq, a predicted model, not a curated record
GAAACCCUAGCCCACCCCCAUGGACGAUCCCUCCUCCGCCUCCAACAAGCACAAGCGCAAGCGGGGGCGCAAGCCCAAGGCAUCGCCGCCCUCCCCCGACCGCUCCUCCCCCUCUCCCUCGGUCGCCCCCGCUCCGGCUGGGCGCCGUAGCCGCAAGCCGCGACGUCAUGAGGCCCUCGCCGACGCGGACGCCACACGUCCUCCGUCCCCGCCCCGCCGCGAGGAGCCGAAGCCGGUGGCAAACGGAGGCGAUGUGGAGGCAGUGGCGGAGUCAGGCCCCGCGAGCUGGGAUGAGGUGGUGAGGGUAGUGCCGUGCAUGGACGCUGUGGUCAAGGUGUUCUGCGUGCACACGGAGCCCAACAUCUCGCUACCAUGGCAGCGAAAGCGGCAGUACAGCUCCAGCAGCAGCGGAUUUAUCAUCAGCGGCCGCCGUGUCCUCACCAAUGCUCACUCCGUGGAGCACUAUACCCAGGUUAAGCUUAAGAAGCGCGGUUCCGACACCAAGUACCUUGCCACCGUCCUAGCCAUCGGCACAGAGUGCGACAUUGGAGUUUCACCUAUUGAGUUUGGAACAUUACCAGUCCUUCAGGAUGCAGUUACUGUUGUUGGCUAUCCAAUUGGAGGAGAUACCAUAUCCGUGACAAGUGGAGUGGUCUCUAGGAUAGAAAUACUUUCAUAUGUUCAUGGUUCUACAGAACUUCUAGGAUUGCAGUCUCUUAAACAUGAAGAUGCAGAGAACAUAGGUUAUGUGAUACCGACUCCAGUUAUUACACAUUUCAUUGAGGACUACAAAAAAUCUGGAGAAUACACAGCUCAUACACAGUUCGAUACAUUAUCCUUUUGUGCUUCCACCCCUUUAGGAUAUAUGUGUAUGACUUAUAGCAGUCUCUGCAUUUAG